ACCACUUUUGUUCGAAAUUCGCAUUUCGCCACCACCCGAAAGUUGUUUUGAUUUGUGAGUAUUGUUCUCAUUUGAUUAGAAAAUGUAAAUACCGUGUAAAAUCGUCGUACUACACCAUCAAAAUGCAGCCAGACGAUCUAUCGAUGCCGCGCGGUGAUAAUAGAAUAAAACAAAAGUUGAAUCUACACGUAAAAAAACGCUUACAAGAGACGAGAAAGUUUACACAAAUUUCAUCGGACCUAAUAUGCCCACCGGUUGGAUCGACCCGCGGGGCACCUACAGGGUCAAAGACUAAAAAGCUAAAGACUAAACACUCGUCCACCUCAUCAACGGUAGUCUGCUCAACUGCACCUUCAAUAGUGAACGCCGGCAGUAGUAAACUUUCCACCACGGCAGAGCUGUUACUUUCACCAGGGGCGACAACCGGUGGUAACAGCAACGAUGCCACAAACAGUAGCUUCAAUUCGGUUGACUUGGAUCCGGAUGCGAACUGUUCCAACGAUGGACAGGAACGAGCCGAUAAAAAUGGCGGUGGCAACAGAUCAGCACCAAAGCUGGACAUUUUUACGUUGAUUCUGAAUGAAAAGAAAAAUUCUUUAAUGCGUGAUCCGGAGGUUGCCAAGUUAUUGGAGGAAAUUAUGAAUAAAAGAAAUAAAAAUUAAUGCAAAAAAAAUGUAUCUCAAUAGGUGAAUUAUACUUGCUGUGUAGGGAUGGUACUCGGAAGACAAAGUAUCGAUACAUAGGGUAUCGGGAUACCGAGAUUUUGGGUAUGAUACAAGGUAUCAAAAAGCAAUAAAGUAUCGAUACCUGUAAGUAUCAAAUUGAUACUUGUGCAGCAAUUAUUUCCUGGUUCCGGGUUGGCGGUUCAAUGUAUAGGACGCUGGUCUUACAUGCCAGUUGUCAGUAGGAUCCAUAGUACUAGCCAUGCAAUGAUUCUGUACACAAAGAAUCGGCUGCGAAGUCUGUUGAAACAGAAAAGCCAAAUUCCACAAAAGGAAUGUAAUGCCAAGACACUUUGCUUUGCAGCAAUCAUUUCAAAAUAAAAUAAAAUUGUCGACGA
Messenger RNA from Malaya genurostris, 1060 nucleotides. RefSeq lists its product as uncharacterized. The transcript has a single exon. The coding region runs from base 123 to 662 and encodes 179 amino acids. The record is from RefSeq and is a predicted model, not a curated record. Lineage: Eukaryota; Metazoa; Arthropoda; Insecta; Diptera; Culicidae.